Molecule: messenger RNA, 5834 nt
Organism: Hyalella azteca
Lineage: Eukaryota; Metazoa; Arthropoda; Malacostraca; Amphipoda; Hyalellidae
Exons: 16
Coding region: 34-4695 (1553 amino acids)
Cellular component (GO): intracellular membrane-bounded organelle
Molecular function (GO): phosphatidylinositol binding
Source: RefSeq, a predicted model, not a curated record
AAAAAAAGAUGCCUGAAGAUAGUAUCAAUUAAAAUGAUGGUAAAGUAUCAGGGUCCAGUUAAACUUUGUUUUGCAGUUCUCUUUAUAAAUUGCUCAUUCUUUUCAUCCUUGUUAGUAGUCUCAGUAUUAUCAUGUCAAACUGCAAGUGUGCCCAAAUUAUCUCAAGAAUCUACUGCAAGGGAUUCUUGCAGCCCCUGUGUAAGCGACCCUAAGGAUCUAAAUAAAUGUGAUUACCACUGGCAUCAAAGACACUUUCACUCAGAUGAAAAUUUUAAUUUUAACCACAAAGAGAACAUUUCAAUAUCAUCAAACAAAUGGAGCUUCUCAGAUAUACUUCACUUCAUUUGCCUGAUUGUUGUCAUGGCAGUAGGUUUGGUUGCUGCUGCUAUCCUUGGUUGCCUGGUUGCUGUGCUUGUGUUUGUUAAAUCUGGCAAAAAAUAUCAACCCAAACCUCAGUUGCCACCAAGACUCAAGGCAUUUAAUAUUCUUGCAAAGCAUGUGAACCUGAAAAAUCCCUUGGAAGACUCCAAUGAACAUUCCCAGCAUCAGUCAUGCUGUUGUGUGCCACGAUGUAUCGGUCAUACCAGCCACAUCAAUGUUGCUCUCCGUCGACUGCUCGACAGAGCCCUCAACUCAGCCAUAUUGCCUUGGUACAGUCAACUAGUGGCUGAUCCAAGCCCUGCUUUGGAUGAAAUCAGAGUUUGCGGAGGAUAUGUUCUGCAGCGUAUCUGCUCAAGAGUGCGCUCCAUGGACGCUGUUGGGUUCCUGACAGGCAGCAUGGCUGUUGAGCUCACUAAGCACUUGCAGAAAAUUCGUCUUGCUCAGACCAUGGGGGAGAAAGCAGGCGAGCGCGGCGUGUUCCACUUGGUGCCGCAGCUGAGCUCACCUGAGCGAGAGCGCAAUUUCCUGCGUCGUCUUUCGGAGUUUCUGCUGCUGCACUCGCUGCCCCCGCCCUACUACGCCUGUGCUCCCCUGCGGUGUGUCCUCAGGGAGGCACUGGCCUGUACUGUGCUGGAGGCGUGCGUGGACAAAGUUUGUUCCCCGGAUUGGAUAAAUCAGCAAAUUGUGCAGCAUCUCAAAGUACCUGCUGCAAAACAAGAGGGUCCGGCGGGCAAGCCUAUCGCCCUAGACGCGGUUGACCAGGCCAGUACUUGCGGCUACCAACACUUCUGUGCGCUGUUGUCUGAGACCGAAUACAAGGACGGGUGUUCCAUCGAAGAGCUGCUGGACGCCAUCCAUCGCUGCUCUGAUGAAGAGAAACUCGAGGCUGCGAGACAAUCGCUGCAGCAGGAACUGCUGUUGUGCUCAACCGCCGCUGCUGAGGCUGCUGGUGCUGAUGCUGAGGGCGCGGCUGACGCUAGCGCUACUGACCUGCGCCCUGCACUGCUUUGUGCUGAUUAUGGGGAGCUGCCAGUGCGCCAGCUGGCGCGGGCGCGGGCGGAGUGCGAGCGUCGGCUGCUGGCUGUCAAGGCGGGACUCGCCGACGCCGACUCUGGCGUUGACCGGUUUCCUGCGGCAUCUUUCAGCAGCGUGCUGGAGUCUAGUCUGUGCCGACGUUACCUGCACGGCUACCUGCAGUCUCUGCAAGCUCCUCUAGCACCUUCAGAACUGUCUGGAUCAUUCCAAUCUGAGGCAAAACAAGAAUUAUUUAAUGGAGAUUAUCCUGAUACACAAUUUUGCCCUAUUGACGGCAGCGAUCAUGAAGUAACGGAUGGGAUUUUAAGUGAAAACGAAGAGGUAUCGGUUGGUACAAGGGUUGUAAACCACAGCAAGGUAUCAAUUGGAGCGAAUGUUAUAAAUGAAAAUAAUGGAGUAUUGGUUGGUGUAAAGGUUCUAAAUGAAAGCAAAGUAGCUCCUUCAGUCGGUUCAGGAUUGGCCAAAAAGUUACAGAAACCGAAGUUAUGCAGUGGAGUUGCCGCUCUCGGUCUUUACUGCUGUUUGUUGGAGCUGCUUGCAGCCCCAGCGCGGUCACGAGAACGUCUACGGCAGCAAAUUUACCACACGUUCUUCAGCAGCGACUGCACGCAUCCUGUGCCAAUAGACGAGGUUGUUCGCAAGUAUAUCUGGCAGCUCGUCUUGGCUGGCACGUCAAAAGUUGCUUCGUCUUCUGUGCCUACGCCUUUGGUCGGAUGUCUUGCUGGGGCCGUUGAAGAAGUGGGCCAGUUUCUACAAACGCGAUACUCAGCUGGUUUCCUCCAUUCCACGCACUUCAGGCAAAUGGUCCAUGAAGUUCAGGCAGUUGGGUACUCUUUCUCCGGCCCUGCGGCUGCGGUUGAACCUCAGUCGUGCUACUUUGACGUACCACCAGGGCUGACGCAGCAGCUACAGCACGCCAUCGCUACUCUAGCUUUGCAUCAAGAAAAAGCAAUGUAUAAAAAUUGGGCCAUCCAGUCUAUUCCGGAAGAUGAGAAAUGCCUUUUGCAGGAGUGCAAGCGUGAGUUGAGGGAAGUCGAAGCUUCAGUCUGUGCAGACGAGGCCCAUUUACGAACUCUUCAACUUUGGCUCGACAACCUCGGCAAGUGGCGCGUGUAUGUGCAGAGCGUCGAGUACACCGACGAUAAGGACAACCCUGAUCUGGUGCUGCUCGUGUCUCUUGAAGACGAGUCUCCAAAUGGGCAAACUUUGCAAAAAGAAAAAUCGCUACAAGCGUCAGCGUUGAUCUGUGAACGACUUAAAUCAAAAACUGUCAUUCCUGACGGUUCUGCUACUGGAGCUGCUGUCGGGAAUCCUAAUUUAUCAGCCACUUUUUUCAUCAGUUCUGCCAUCUCGGAAGUUCUCGUGCCUCAUGCGACAGAUGCUCCGAGUUCUUUUAGCUCGGAUGACAAUAGCUUGCGUGCUGGUCACGACUCCUUUGCUAACACUAAAUUCAAAUCGCGUUCUUUCGAGAAAGACCCUGGGCUUUCUCGGCACACCAGCUACGACUCGAAGGUGUCUGCUUCUGGUGCUUGCAAACCUCAGGGUAUGACUGAGAAGUCUAAAAGUUUGUCUGAGAAACAUCUUGGUUUGCUGAAGGCUGAACAUUGCGCGGACUCGUUGAGGUCGCGUUGCGCAACUACAGGCUCCCUGGAACGCAUCAUCGGCGCGCUCACCAAGUCUUCUUCUGCCGGCGGAAAUUGGGAGAACCACGUGGCUGGCACAACAUCGGCGGGGGAAGACAUGGACGGCUGGGUCGUGGUACGCAGACUCUCUCACUUCACCGAGCUGCACAAGAAGUUAUGUGCUGAGUGGCCGUCCCUGAAGAGCCGCGAGGCGCCAAGUCUGCCGACCAAGUCGCUGUUCAGUAAGUCCAUGAGCUCAGAGCGCGCUUGCUGCGACCGCCUGCGUGCGUCAGCGCAGCGCUACCUCGCCACCCUCACCUGGGGGGCCCUAGAUCCCGCCCCCGCCAGGAGUCUUGCCUUCUACGAGUUCCUGUGUCCCACCCAACGGCUGCUCUAUAAACCGCCCCCACAGACACUCACCAAGAAAUACAAGUUCUCCCUGUCGUCCUUCUUCAAAGGGCGGGAGGGUAAAGGUGAGAGCGAUGAGGAGGAGGUUUGUUCUGCUGCAGAGUCUCUCGGUCGAAGGCUUGCAUCUUUUGUAGAGUCAGAGGCAUCAGCGAUGACUGCAGCGUCUACCUCGGCGGCCGCGUCGCUCACCAGACAAAAAACUGACAACCUGAACACUUCUGAAGGGAUACACUCAGAGGGGAGCAUUUCUCCUGCAUCCUCGAGUCACCUGGACAAAGCAGAAGAUGUUUGUGAGAAAACCGACCUAUCACUUACUUCCUUCAUUGCAAGCAAACUCAAGAAAGACAAGGAAAAGAAUUGCCGUGAACGUCAUCCCUCUGGACCUGAUAAGCGCGAGAAAACUCCGACAAGUGGCGCUAAAGUUUUCAGCGAAGAAGACUCCAAUGUUCGGAACACCGACCCCAGUAUUCGGAAGACCGACCCUAGUCUUCGGAACACAGACCAAGAUCGGCUUCCAGUGCUAGUGACUACCAUACCCGCUGAGUCCCCCGUGGUCCCCGCAAGUGUCACGGGGACAGGGACUGCCUCUGUCCCUGCCCCCGCGGGAAUGGCAUCAGUCGGGGGGAGCGAAGCUAUCGUUGCGGAGCCUCUUUUCGCUCUGCUGGAGGAGCUCUGCGAACUGCGCGGCAGGGGACGAUGGCUGCGAAAAACGCUCGUGUCAUUCGUCCAAAUAACCUACGGCAAAAAUAUUACCAGACAUGUGCGAGAGACCGCGUCGGCGCUGUUGACCGAGGAAAAGAUUGUCAGUUACAUCGAUGCUCUACACUCGCUGUGGUCUGAUGAAACUUCUGCGGCACCUGCGGCUGCAUCAGCUACUCCACCUGCUACUGCAUCUGCUGCUGCAUCUGCUGCUGCAUCUGCUGCUGCAUCUGCUAAUGCAACUGCUGCUACUGCAUCUGCUAAUGCAACUGCUGCUGGCGCUGAAGCUCCACCACAAAGAACACCCAAACAAAUUCUCGAGACUAGACGAGCAGCGCGGGAGGCGGUGCAGCGGGCGCUGCCUGCGCUGCUAGGGACGCUGGUGGGGCAGCAGAACGCGGCACGCGGGGCACAGCGGCUCUUUGUUGUGCUGCAGCACCACGCCCUUAAUAAGAACCUCUUCUAUAAUUUGCUGGAGGAGUUGCUGCAAGAGAUGUUCCCGGACCUGCGCCUGAGGCUUGAAAAAAUUAAAGCUAAAGGCGCUGUGUGAGCCAUCGAAUAGUAAUAAUAGUAAUAUUAAAGGAUGCCCUUCAGCUCGGGAAGCUAUUUCGUCUCUGAAAUUUGUUCAUGGAACAGUGGACUAACGGCCAUUUAUUACUGUGCUACUGGCCUUGUGUGUCGGUCCUUGUACAGUAGUGACGGCCACUGAAACAGGCCAGUAACAACAGCCAUUGGCCUCGUGUAUUGAGUGACUGGCUCCUUCCAAGGCCAGGAGCGCCUACACACUUGUCUACUGAGACGGUAACUUUUGAUGGUUAGCAUUUGAAUUUUGUAGUGGCUGCCACUGUCGAGAGUCUGUAGUGGCUGCCACUGUCCAGAGUCUGUAGUGGCUGCCACUGUCCAGAGUCUGUAGUGGCUGCCACUGUCCAGAAUCUAGUGGCUGUCACCAUCUGCCUUUUGUCCUGAGCAUUUACCGAAGUAUUUAGCAAGUUUUGUUACCUGAAGUGCGGGUAACAAAAAUAUUUUCAGAAAUGAGACGAAAAAAUGCAUUUUAACGAAAAUAAACGUGCAUUUUACUGAUAAAUGCAAAUAUCAGCUCAGCUCCGCAAUGCGCGAAUAAAGAACUAUUUUUGUUGUAAUGAAGCUCCGUCAUUAGAAGUACCUACUGGAAUAUUUUUAUACGAGACAAAUAACCACGGCUUGCAUAUUUUUGAGAACAAUCCCAUUCAUUGGAUUGAGAACAACAUCUUGCAUGAUUUGUUUUCUUUACUCUGUUUUCAUUUUUAAGUGUCAGGGAUCUUAGGAAGUUUAGUAUUCGAAUGCUCAACUAUGUGCGAGAUUCUCUAGCAACGCAUUUAUUUUUACUGGUGGCACUAGUUUCAUUAGUGGUUCUAGUUGUAGCUAAUGGCAUGGCACAAAUUCUACAUUGCAACGAGACUUUCAUUUGGAGAAAAUGGUUCCAAUAGGCCUGACUGAUGGAAGAUGUUGCGAUCAGAAUAAAUUGACGGAAAUUGAGUGUUGCAGUGUAAUGGAUUUCGAUAAUUUCUAAUGAAUUUAGGCUUGCACUAACCAGCUAAUCAUCAGUAUUAGAGUGAUAAGGAUGUAAAGGAACACCUUGUUUCGUACAAAAAGUUCCGGCAAGCUAGAAUAUUUAUUUUUGAUGAUAAUGAAAAGUUUUCAAGAUGGAAU